Messenger RNA from Acaulospora morrowiae, 480 nucleotides. The record is from the annotation of a GenBank genome assembly. Lineage: Eukaryota; Fungi; Glomeromycota; Glomeromycetes; Diversisporales; Acaulosporaceae.
CACCUUCGAAAAGAUACAGACUCAGGGAUAUUGUGCCUGAUCUUUCUCUUAGUCUCUCCCCUUCUGAGUUGCUCAAGCUCAAUAUUCCCCUUGAAGUAAUAGAAAUGACACCGUCAAGAUCUAUAUCGUAUCACUUUGCCCAGUUUCGUGAAUUUUCGACUUGGGGUCCUUACGAGGCAUACCUCUCUCUUAUCAAUUGCGGUGCGAAUGUCAAUCUAAUUAACGAGGAAUGGGUGCUCAAUCAUUAUCAACUAAUCGUGUGGAAGAUUGCAAGUAUGGUUCGAUCUUUCCCAUAUGAAUUUAGUAGUUGGUGGUGUGUCGAAAAAGUUUUAGAGCAAUUACAGUACAGAUAUGAACGGGAGAUCAACUGUGCACAACGUUCUGUGCUAAAAUUGAUUAUCGAAGGAGACGGUAAUGCCAGUUUGCCAAUGGUUCUAUGUGUAUCUAGAAUAUAUGAAUAUGAAGAUUUUGACUCAGCAG